AUGGACAACACAGACUACAGGCAAAACAUCACAGUUCAAUACUGCUUUCCUGACAACAACUCAUCUUGCAAAAAGGAGCUCCACACUCCAACCAACCUGCUCAUCCUCUCUCUGUCUGUGGCAGAUUUUCUCGUGGGACUGAUUGUUAUGCCUGUGAAUAUGAUGACAUUAGUAGACUCCUGUUGGUAUCUUGGAAAAAUAGGAUGCUCUAUUUAUCCACUGAUCAGUUUUGUCUCAAUGUCAGCAUCUCUCUGUAGCCUGGUAUUCAUUGCGGUCGAUCGCUACAUUGCUGUCUGUGACCCUCUGCUUUAUUCCUCUAGAGUUACAGUUUGUAAAACCACUUUGUUAAUUAUUCUGGGCUGGUCUUUAAGUCUGUUGUAUGUCUGCAUUACUUUGUACUUCAAUGAUCAUCUCCUUCAAUCUCAGAUAUCCACUAAGUGUUAUGGAGAGUGUGUAGUGGUCCUAAAUUAUUCCUGGGUGAUCAUUGACCUGGUGAUUUCAUUUCUGUUCCCUUGCUCUGUUAUACUGAUCUUGUAUUCAAUCAUUUUUAAUGUGGCAAGACGUCAAGCUAAAACUAUUAAAGCUGUGCUGAACGUUGCUUUACACAAACAAGAAGUCAGAGUUUCAAACUCUUCUGAAACCAAAGCUGCGAAAAAAUUAGGCACUGUCAUUUUGGUUUAUCUUGCUUGCUGGAUACCGUUUUAUUUAAGUUCUCUGUCAACUGACAGCUUGAUAUCUGUCUCAGUGAUAUAUACUGUGUGUGGCUGGCUAGUACUUAUUAACUCCUCUGUGAAUCCACUAAUAUAUGCCAUUUUCUAUCCAUGGUUCAGAAAAUCAGCUAAGUAUAUUGUAACUUGUCGAAUAUUUAAGUCCUCAUCUUCAAGGCUUAAUUUGUUUCCCAAACAGGUUUAA
This is a messenger RNA of Colossoma macropomum (tambaqui), 912 nucleotides long. RefSeq names its product trace amine-associated receptor 6-like. Bases 1 to 912 code for a protein of 303 amino acids. Gene Ontology annotation, cellular component: membrane. The transcript is spliced from 2 exons. The record is from RefSeq and is a predicted model, not a curated record. Gene Ontology annotation, molecular function: trace-amine receptor activity. Lineage: Eukaryota; Metazoa; Chordata; Actinopteri; Characiformes; Serrasalmidae. Gene Ontology annotation, biological process: G protein-coupled receptor signaling pathway.